AUGGUGUCUGAAGUCGAAAAUUGGACUUUACCUUCUCUACAGCAAAUUUGUUAUGAAGUUUUAGCUGAGUUUUCUGGCUACUUGUGUGAGGUUGACCCUAUUUCUGAUGAAGGAGUUUUAUCAAUUUGUGCAAAAUCAACCCCAUUCGGGCUUAUAAAUAUUGAAGAAUUGCUAUCUCAAGGGGAAGUCGACCGAUAUAUAGACACAAAUGAGUUCUGGGAAAGACUAUACAAAGAAAAGCUUCGCCAAGAUCCUAAAUAUUUGAUCCCUGAAAGGGAAAUUCUGAAAGGGGAAGAUUAUUAUAGGCAGGCCUAUUUGGCAUCUUACCUAAAAAAUGAGCUUGAAAAUAGGACGCUAGAUGACGAAGACUUAGAAAGAUUUAUCAACAUGUGCUCAGGAAACCUUAAACUCGUUUCAAUAGGAAGAUUCGCUGGAGUUAACUUGCUCCCCCCCCUCCGUUAGUGAACAAAACUAUUGGAAAAUCCUUAUUUUUGCCCAAAAACCUCCGUGAGUGAACAAAAAUUUUUUAAUAUAAAAAAUCUUCUAUGAAAAAAAAUUUGAUAUAUAAGUGAUAAUUAGUAUAAUGAAAUCUUGAGCUAAUUCUGCUUAAUUUUAAACAAAUUGCGUUUUAAAUCUAAAUUUUAUAAAUUAAAUUAAUAUUUGCUUCCCAAUUUUUGCAAAUUCGGAUUUUUAAAUUUUUGAAAAAAAAAUAUUUUGUAUAAAAUUUAUAUAUAAAUUGUUUUUAAAAGAAAAAUUAAACCCCUCCGUAAGUGAACAAAAAAUUUUUGUUCACUAGCGGAGGGGGGAGCUAGAAUAUUUAUUGAGUUUAUUUCCCAAAGCACUUCAUUUAAGCCUAAAAGACAGCAAAGUCGGCCCACAAGCUGGAGGAAUUAUAAGAAAUUAUAUAGAAAGAAAUAAAUAUUUACAAACUUUGAAUUUAAAAAGCUGUGAACUAGGAGAUGCUGGGGCUGGAGAAAUUGCACAAGCGAUAGCGAAAACACGAUCAUUGAGAAGCCUUGACAUGGCAUUUAACGAUAUUUCGCUAGCUGGGGUCAGAACUCUAUGUGAAGCUAUUUUAGUUAAUAAUUCGCUUGGGAUUAUUGAUUUAUCAAGAAAUAUUUGGGGACCUAGAGAGCUGAAACCAGCUUCUAAUCUAGCAAAACAGAUGAAGCAAGCCAAAAACCUAAUAAUUAAAAUUGUAUAA
Messenger RNA from Blepharisma stoltei, 1204 nucleotides. The record is from the annotation of a GenBank genome assembly. NCBI's taxonomy places the organism in Eukaryota, Ciliophora, Heterotrichea, Heterotrichida, Blepharismidae.